AUGCUCCAGCCCUGGCUGCUGCUUUGCUUCUGCGGGGCCCUGCUCGGUGCUGGUCUGCCCGAUGCCUACGCCAGCCCAGGCCCCCAGAGGCCGAAGGACUCUCCACAGACAGCCCCGGACAAAGGCCGCUGCUCCACGUGGGGGGCCGGGCACUUCUCCACCUUCGACCACCAUGUGUAUGACUUCUCGGGGACGUGCAACUACGUGUUUGCGGCCACCUGCAAGGACGCCUUCCCCACCUUCAGCGUCCAGCUGCGGCGAGGCCUAGACGGAAGCAUCGCACGGAUCAUCGUGGAGCUGGGGGCCUCUGUGGUCACCGUGAGCGAAGGCACCAUCUCGGUCAAGGACAUCGGGGUCAUCAGCCCACCCUACACCAGCAACGGGCUCCAGAUCACACCCUUUGGCCAGAGCAUGCGGCUGGUGGCCAGGCAGCUGGAGCUGGAGCUGGAGGUCAUGUGGGGCCCCGACGCCCACCUCAUGGUCCUGGUGGAGCAGAAGUACAUGGGCCAGAUGUGUGGGCUCUGCGGGAACUUUGACGGGAAGGCAACCAAUGAGUUCAUCAGUGAGGAGGGCAAGCUCCUGGAACCCCACAAGUUUGCUGCCCUCCAGAAGCUGGAUGACCCCAGCGAGAUCUGUGCCUUCGAGGCCAUCCCCAGCCCCCCGGUCCGGCAGGCCCAGCACGCCCGGAUCUGCACCCAGCUGGUGACCUUGGUGGCCCCCGAGUGCAGCGUGCCCAAGGAGCCCUUCGUGCUGAGCUGCCAGGCAGACAUGGCGGCGGCCACCCAGCCAGGCCCGGGGAACAGCAGCUGCGCCACGCUCUCCGAAUACUCCCGCCAGUGCAGCAUGGAGCGGCAGCCCGUCCGCCGCUGGCGGGGCCCCAGCCUCUGCCCCGUGGGUCAGUGCCCGGCCAACCAGGUGUACGAGGAGUGCGGCUCAGCCUGCGUGAAGACCUGCUCCAACCCCCAGCACAGCUGCUCCAGCACCUGCACCUUCGGCUGCUUCUGCCCGGAAGGGACGGUCCUGAACGACCUCUCCAAUAACCACACCUGCGUGCCCGUCACCCAGUGCCCCUGUGUGCUCAACGGCGCCACGUACGCCCCUGGGGCGGUCACAACAGCUGCCUGCCGAACCUGCCAGUGCACCCUGGGCCGCUGGGCGUGCACGGAGCGGCCGUGCCCCGGCCACUGCUCCCUGGAAGGCAGCUCCUUCGUCACCACAUUCGAUGCCAGGCCCUACCGCUUCCACGGUACCUGCACCUACAUCCUCCUCCAGAGCCCCCAGCUUCCCGAAAAUGGCACCCUCAUGGCUGUGUACGACAAGUCCGGCUUCUCACACUCCGAGACCUCCCUGGUGGCUGUCGUCUACCUCUCCAGGCAGGACAAAAUCGUGAUCUCUCAGGACGAGGUGGUCAGCAACAACGGAGCCGCCAAGUGGCUGCCGUACAGGACUCGCAACAUCACGGUCUUCAGGCAGACGUCCACCCACCUCCAAAUGGUCACCAGCUUCGGGCUGGAGCUCGUGGUGCAGCUGCGCCCCAUCUUCCAGGCUUACAUCACUGUCGGGCCCCAGUUCAGAGGCCAGACCAGAGGACUCUGCGGCAACUUCAACGCGGACACGACGGACGACUUCACCACCAGCCUGGGCAUCCCCGAGGGCACCGCCUCGCUGUUCGUGGACUCCUGGCGGGCAGGGAACUGUCCGGCCGCUCUGGAGCGUGAGACUGACCCCUGCUCCAUGAGCCAGCUCAACAAGGUGUGUGCGGAGACCCACUGCUCCGUCCUGCUGAGGACAGGCACGGUGUUCGAGAGGUGCCACACCACGGUGAACCCCACGCCCUUCUACAAGAGGUGCGUAUAUCAGGCCUGCAACUAUGAGGAGACCUUCCCCCAUAUCUGCGCCGCCCUGGGCGACUACGUACACGCCUGCGCCUCACGAGGCGUCCUGCUCUGGGGCUGGAGAAGCAGCGUGGAGAACUGCACUGUCCCCUGCACGGGAAACAGCACCUUCAGCUAUGACAGCCGAGUCUGUGAGCGCACCUGCCUGUCGCUGUCGGACCGCACUGCUGAGUGCCACGCCAGCGCGGUGCCCGUGGAUGGCUGCAACUGCCCCGACGGCACCUAUCUGAACCACAAGGGCGAGUGUGUGCACAAGGCCCAGUGCCCGUGCACGCUGGAGGGCUACAAGUUCAUCCUGGCCCAGCAGGCCACCGUGAUCAAUGGUGCCACCUGCUACUGCAUCAAUGGACGGCUGAGUUGUCCACAGCGGCCACAGAUGUUUCUGGCCUCCUGUCCAACCCCCAAGACCUUCGAGUCCUGCAGCCAGUCCUCUGAGAAUGUGUUCGGGGCAGCCUGUGCCCCCACGUGCCAGAUGCUGGCCACCGGUGUCGCCUGCGUGCCUACCAAGUGUGAGCCUGGUUGUGUCUGCGCCAAGGGCCUCUAUGAGAAUGCCGAUGGGCAGUGUGUGCCCCCCGAGGAGUGCCCGUGUGAGUUCUCGGGGGUCUCCUACCCUGGGGGAGCUGAGCUCCACACCGACUGCAGGACCUGCACCUGCUCGAGGGGGAGGUGGGCCUGCCAGCAGGCCACCCACUGCCCGUCCACCUGCACCCUCUACGGGGAGGGCCACAUCGUCACCUUCGACGGCCAGCGCUUUGUAUUUGACGGCAGCUGCGAGUACAUCCUGGCCAUGGACGGCUGUGGUGCCAACGACUCCCAGCCCACCUUCAAGAUCCUGACGGAGAACGUGGUCUGUGGGAAGGCUGGGGUCACCUGCUCUCGGGCCAUCAAGCUCUUCCUGGGGGGCCUGUCCGUUGUGCUGGCGGACAGAAACUACACAGUCUCCGGGGAGGAGCCCCACGUGCAGCUCCGGGUGAGGCCGGAUGCGCUGAGCCUUGCUGUGGAUGUCGGCGUCCCCGGGAGGUACAACCUGACACUCGUCUGGAACAGGCACAUGACCGUCCUCAUCAGGAUCACCCGAGCCUCUCAGGACACCAUCUGCGGCCUGUGUGGCAACUUCAACGGGAACAUGAAGGACGACUUCGAGACGCGCAGCCGGUACGUGGCAUCCAGCGAGCUGGAGUUCGUGAACUCGUGGAAGGAGAGCCCGCUGUGCGGGGACGUGAGCUUCGUGGCGGACCCCUGCAGCCUCAAUGCCUUCCGGCGCUCCUGGGCCGAGCGAAAGUGCAGCGUCAUCAACAGCCAGACCUUCGCCACCUGCCACAGCAAGGUGUACCACCUGCCCUACUACGAGGCCUGUGUGCGCGACGCGUGUGGGUGUGACAGUGGCGGGGACUGUGAGUGUCUGUGCGACGCCGUGGCUGCCUACGCCCAAGCCUGCCUGGACAAGGGCGUGUGUGUGGACUGGAGGACCCCGGCCUUCUGCCCCAUCUACUGCGGCUUCUACAACACCCACACGCAGGACGGCCACGGCGAGUACCAGCACACGGAGGAGGCCAACUGCACGUGGCACUACCAGCCCUGCCUCUGCCCCGGCCAGCCACAGAGCGUCCCGGGCAGCAACAUCGAAGGCUGCUACAACUGCUCCCAGGAUGAGUACUUCGACCACGAGGAGGGCGUGUGCAUGCCAUGCAUGCCACCCAGCACGCCGCAGCCGCCCACCACAGGUCUGCCCCACUCAGGCUCACGGCCCACGCAAGUCUGGCCCACGACGGGAACCGCCACCACCAUCAGGCUCCUCAGCUCCACUGGUGGACCCUCGCCCAGCUCCAAAAGCACCACUGCCGGCCCCACCCAGACACCCAUCCUUCCAGCCACGCUCACGCCCUCCAAGCCCACGGCCUCCUCGGGAGAACCACUGAGACCAACCACGGCCAUCACCCCUCAAGCCACAUCAGGGCAGAUGCCCACAGCCACGCUGAGGUCGACAGCCACAAAACCCAUUGUGACCCAGGCCACAACCCGGGCCACGGCACCGACCACCAGCCCAGCCACAAAGUCCACAGCUCAGUCCACGACACGAACCACAGUGACGCCACCAACACCAGCAGCAUCAGGGACAAGCCCCACGCUGGCAAAAUCCACCCAUCAGGAACUGCCAGGCACAACGGCCACUCGGACAACAGGCCCACGUCCAACUGCAGCCAGCACCGCAGGCCCAACCACCCCACAGCCAGAGCAACCCACGAGGCCCACAGCCACAGAGAGGACAACGCACACAAGAACAACUACAGAAGACACAACGCCACAAACGCCACACACCACACACUCGACAGCUACGGGAGGCAGUCCCACCUCUUCCACUGGUCCUGUGACUGCAACAUCCUUCAAGACCACAACUACCCAUCCAACCCCACCACACCCACAGACCACACUUCCCACUCAUGUUCCACCUUUCUCCACCUCCUCAGUGACUCCCAGUACUCACACAGUCAUCACCCCUACACACCCACCAAUGUCCACUUCCCCCUCCACCCACUCAAUCCCCACAGGCACCGUACCAGUACCCACAACAGUCAAAGCCACAGUAUCCACCCACACAGCCCCACCAAUGACAGCCACCACCAGUGAGACCAGCCAAGCCCACAGCUCAUUCAGCACAGCCACAACCUCUACAUCCCUCCACUCACACGCUAUCUCCACACACCAUCCUGAAACCACCCCAACUUCUUCCACCACCAUUACUCCCAAGACCACCAGUAGAGGAACCAGCACCCCAGUGGCCACCACCACCUCGGCCACCAGCAGCAGACCACCCACACCCUUCACCACACACUCUCCACCUACAGGGAGCAGACCUAUCUCUUCCAUUGGUCCUAUGACUGCAACAUCCUUCAAAACCACCACAACCCAUCCAACUGCACCACACCCUCCGACCACACUUUCCACUCAUAUUCCACCUUUCUCCACCUCUUCAGUGACUCCAAGUACACACAAGAUCAUCACUCCUACCCACCCACCAAUAUCCACUUCCCCCUCCAUCCACUCAACCCCCACAGGCACCGUGCCAGUACCCACAACGGUCAAGGUCACAGGGACCACACACACAGCCCCGCCAAUGACGGCCACCACCAGUGGGACCAGCCACGCCCAAAGCUCAUUCAGCACAGCCACAACCUCUACAUCCUUCCACUCACAUGGUUUCUCCACACACUAUCCUGAAAUCACCCCAACUUCUUCCACCACCAUUACUCCAAAACCCACUGGUACAGGAACCACCCCACCAAUGACGGCCACCACAAGUGGGACCAGCCAAGCCCACAGCUCAUUCAGCACAGCCACAACCUCUACAUCCCUCCACUCACAGGCUUCCUCCACACACCAUGCUGAAAUCACCCCAACUUCUUCCACCACCAUUACUCCCAAGACCACCAGUAGAGGAACCGGCACCCCUGUGGCCACCACCACCUCGGCCACCAGCAGCAGGCCACCCACACCCUUCACCACACACUCCCCACCUACAGGCAGCAGUGCCAUCUCUUCCACUGGUCCUAUAACUACAACAUCUUUCAAGACCACGACUACCCAUCCGACCCCACCACAAUCUCAGACCACACUUCCCACUCAUGUUCCACCUUUCUCCACCUCCUCAGUGACUCCCAGUACUCACAGAGUCAUCACUCCUACACAUUCACCAAUGUCCACUUCCCCCUCAAUCCACUCAACCCCCACAGGCACCAUGCCUCCACAGACAACGGUCAGAGCCACAGGAUCCACGCACACAGCCCCACCAAUGACAGCCACCACCAGUCAGACCGGCCAAGCCCACAGCUCAUUCAGCACGGCCACAACCUCUACAUCCCUCCACUCACAGGCUUCCUCCACACACCAUCCUGAGACCACCCCACCUCCUACCACCACCAGUACUCCAAAGUCCACUGGUACAGGAACCAGCACCGCUGUGGCCCACAGCACCUCGGUCACCAGCCACAGGCCACCCACACCCUUCACCACACACUCCCCACCUACAGGCGGCAGUCCCAUCUCUUCCACUGGUCCUAUAACUACAACAUCCUUCAAGACCACCACUAUCCAUUCAACUCCACCACACCCACAGACCACACUUUCCACUCACGUUCCACCUUUCUCCACCUCCUCAGUGACUCCCAGUACUCACACGGUCAUCACCACUACACACCCACCAAUGUCCACUUCCCCUUCCAUCCACUCAACCCCCACAGGCACCAUGCUUCCACAGACCACAGUCAGAGCUACAGGAUCCACACACACAGCGCCACCAAUGACAGCCACCACCAGUGGGACCAGCCACGCCCACAGCUCAUUCAGCACAGCCACAGGCUCUACUUCCUUCAUAUCCUCCUCCUCUUGGUCGCCUCAGAACUCUAGCUCAAGGCCACCAUCACCAUCUUCUGCCACCACACCACUGCCCCACUCGGGUUCUCCAACCACUCCGGUUUCUGCAACUCAUCAGCUGCACUGGUCCUCAUCCUCCCCGCCGCCCUCUGCCCCAUCUUCUGUUACUCCUCACGUUUCCUCCUCCCACUCCUCUCCCCAGACUUCACCUUCUUCAGUGGUGUCUGUCCCCGUGCACUCCACAACUCUGAGCUCGGGCUCCCACUCCUUUUUCACUCGUUCCCCAGCUGCAUCGGCAUCUUUGUCUCCUCUUUCUCCUUCUCCAGCUGCCUCUACCACCAGCAGGGCCUCCCUCCCCCACACGACUUCCCCUCCUGUCAGCCUCUCCACUCUGCUCCCCGUAUCCACUCCCACUGCAUCCAGCACCACAGCGUUUCCAUCCACGCGCAGGACCACGGCCAGCACCCACCUCGCCUCUGCCAUCUCCUCUCAGUCCACCACCUCACACUUCACUUCUCUCACCACCCGAGUUCCCACACCAGGCUUCGUGUCACUCACCUCGGGGGUGACAGGUAUCCCAAGCUCUCCCAUCACCAACCUCACCACCAGGCACCCUGGUCCCACCUCGGUGCAUACCACACGGUUCCUGACCAGCUCCCUCACUGCGCAUGGAAGCACCCCUGCUUCUGCCUCAGUAUCUUCUCUCGUGACAACUACGCCCAGCUCAUCCAGGGUCUGCAGCGUGCAGGAGCAGCAGGAGGAGAUCACGUUCAAGGGCUGUGUGGCCAACGUGACGAUGACCCGCUGUGAGGGCGUCUGCAUUUCCUCUGCCAGCUUCAACAUCGACAUCCAGCAGCUGGAUGCCCGCUGCAGCUGCUGCCGCCCGCUCCAUUCCCACGAGCAGCAGCUCGAGCUGCCCUGCCCAGACCCCAGCGCGCCUGGCCGGCGGCUCGUGCUCACCCUGCAGGUGUUCAGCCGUUGCGUGUGCAGCUCUGUGAGCUGUGGACACUAGCAGGGUCACUGCCUGGUCUCCUGGGAGUGAACGGCUGCAGAUGACAGAGAAGGACAACCCCUCCCACCGGCCCCUUCCCACUCGUGCCGGCAGCUGCGUCCCUGGUUACCAGCCCUGGCCCCCAAGAGCCCUCGGCCGUGGCUCACCUGAGACACUGGUGGGAGAGAGGCUGCCAAGCGGAGGCUCAGACCACCACACUCCUGCAGACCCUGACCCAGCUGAGCGGGACUGAGGUGGGCAGUGGCCACGGACCCUCCCAGGCACACGGGGCACUCCCAACCACCCCUGUCUGCUGUCCAACACCUCCCAGCCUCUGAGCUGGACCCCAGCCCUGCUGGGCCCAGAACGCUGCAGAUGAGGCUGCGAAGCAGGUGCUGGGCCAGACCCAUUGGGGGCGGGGACAACAUGGGAACCUGCAAAGAGCUGGGGGCAAGAGACCCAGGCAGGCACCGGCCCAGAGAAGGGGCCUCCCAGGGUCAGGGAGGACAGAGAGUGGCAGGGAAGGUAGGGAAGCCACCCCCGCUCCCAGCCAGCCAGGAGCUCCCUCCCCACCAGCACCGCACCGUCCUCAGCAGCUUCUCCUGGGAAGACAGCGUCACCUGGCCAGAGACUCCAAAUAAACUGGUUCUUAUCAAGGCACAGAGACUGGUCCCUGAGCACUGCUUUUGCCUCUCCCCAGCCCCUUCGACCUGAGGCACCCACCCCACACCUGCACCCUGUGGGCCCUGCG
Cebus imitator (Panamanian white-faced capuchin) is the source of this 8008-nucleotide messenger RNA. It is a transcript of the gene MUC6, whose product is annotated as mucin 6, oligomeric mucus/gel-forming. The transcript has 35 exons. The record is from RefSeq and is a predicted model, not a curated record. Gene Ontology annotation, molecular function: protein binding. Lineage: Eukaryota; Metazoa; Chordata; Mammalia; Primates; Cebidae. Gene Ontology annotation, cellular component: extracellular matrix. Bases 1 to 7278 code for a protein of 2425 amino acids.